GCACAUGAAGAGGAAAAUCGGUCGUUGAAGAGUGAUCAGAAGCAUCCUCCAGCUCUGCGUAGUCAGCAUCAAGGGAAUUUAUCCUCCAACGGUUGGCAUGAAGAUCGAUUGUAG
Molecule: messenger RNA, 114 nt
Organism: Anisakis simplex (herring worm)
Lineage: Eukaryota; Metazoa; Nematoda; Chromadorea; Rhabditida; Anisakidae
Source: the annotation of a GenBank genome assembly